Messenger RNA from Procambarus clarkii (red swamp crayfish), 1935 nucleotides. The record is from RefSeq and is a predicted model, not a curated record. Lineage: Eukaryota; Metazoa; Arthropoda; Malacostraca; Decapoda; Cambaridae.
AUGUUGCUGGUGGAUGUUGGUGGUGAUGGCCUGCAGUGUGAUGGUGACUGCCGUGAUAGUGAGCGUGAUGAUGACUGCCGUGAUAGUGAGCGUGAUGAUGACUGCCGUGAUAGUGAGUGUGAUGAUGACUGCCGUGAUAGUGAGUGUGAUGAUGACUGCCGUGAUAGUGAGCGUGAUGAUGACUGCCGUGAUAGUGAGUGUGAUGAUGACUGCCGUGAUAGUGAGCGUGAUGAUGACUGCCGUGAUAGUGAGUGUGAUGAUGACUGCCGUGAUAGUGAGUGUGAUGAUGACUGCCGUGAUAGUGAGCGUGAUGAUGAUUGCCGUGAUAGUGAGUGUGAUGAUGACUGCCGUGAUAGUGAGCGUGAUGAUGACUGCCGUGAUAGUGAGCGUGAUGAUGACUGCCGUGAUAGUGAGCGUGAUGAUGACUGCCGUGAUAGUGACCGUGAUGAUGACUGCCGUGAUAGUGAGCGUGAUGAUGACUGCCGUGAUAGUGACCGUGAUGAUGACUGCCCUGAUAGUGAGCGUGAUGAUGACUGCCGUGAUAGUGAGCGUGAUGAUGACUGCCGUGAUAGUGAGCGUGAUGAUGACUGCCGUGAUAGUGACCGUGAUGAUGACUGCCGUGAUAGUGAGCGUGAUGAUGACUGCCGUGAUAGUGACCGUGAUGAUGACUGCCGUGAUAGUGACCGUGAUGAUGACUGCCGUGAUAGUGAGCGUGAUGAUGACUGCCGUGAUAGUGACCGUGAUGAUGACUGCCGUGAUAGUGACCGUGAUGAUGACUGCCGUGAUAGUGAGCGUGAUGAUGACUGCCGUGAUAGUGAGCGUGAUGAUGACUGCCGUGAUAGUGACCGUGAUGAUGACUGCCGUGAUAGUGAGCGUGAUGAUGACUGCCGUGAUAGUGAGUGUGAUGAUGACUGCCGUGAUAGUGACCGUGAUGAUGACUGCCGUGAUAGUGAGUGUGAUGAUGACUGCCGUGAUAGUGAGCGUGAUGAUGACUGCCGUGAUAGUGAGUGUGAUGAUGACUGCCGUGAUAGUGAGUGUGAUGAUGACUGCCGUGAUAGUGAGCGUGAUGAUGACUGCCGUGAUAGUGAGCGUGAUGAUGACUGCCGUGAUAGUGACCGUGAUGAUGACUGCCGUGAUAGUGACCGUGAUGAUGACUGCCGUGAUAGUGAGCGUGAUGAUGACUGCCGUGAUAGUGACCGUGAUGAUGACUGCCGUGACAGUGAGCGUGAUGAUGACUGCCGUGAUAGUGAGUGUGAUGAUGACUGCCGUGAUAGUGAGCGUGAUGAUGACUGCCGUGAUAGUGAGCGUGAUGAUGACUGCCGUGAUAGUGAGCGUGAUGAUGACUGCCGUGAUAGUGAGCGUGAUGAUGACUGCCGUGAUAGUGAGCGUGAUGAUGACUGCCGUGAUAGUGACCGUGAUGAUGACUGCCGUGAUAGUGAGCGUGAUGAUGACUGCCGUGAUAGUGAGCGUGAUGAUGACUGCCGUGAUAGUGAGCGUGAUGAUGACUGCCGUGAUAGUGAGCGUGAUGAUGACUGCCGUGAUAGUGAGCGUGAUGAUGACUGCCGUGAUAGUGAGCGUGAUGAUGACUGCCGUGAUAGUGAGCGUGAUGAUGACUGCCGUGAUAGUGAGCGUGAUGAUGACUGCCGUGAUAGUGAGCGUGAUGAUGACUGCCGUGAUAGUGACCGUGAUGAUGACUGCCGUGAUAGUGAGCGUGAUGAUGACUGCCGUGAUAGUGAGCGUGAUGAUGACUGCCGUGAUAGUGAGCGUGAUGAUGACUGCCGUGAUAGUGAGCGUGAUGAUGACUGCCGUGAUAGUGACCGUGAUGAUGACUGCCGUGAUAGUGAGCGUGAUGAUGACUGCCGUGAUAGUGAGCAUGAUGGCCGCCUGUCAGGUCGUGACACCCCACCCCCCACCCUCCCAUCAUCGUCCCAGUAA